Messenger RNA from Lachnellula hyalina, 3030 nucleotides. It is a transcript of the gene lacA, whose product is annotated as putative beta-galactosidase A. The coding region runs from base 1 to 3030 and encodes 1009 amino acids. Gene Ontology annotation, biological process: carbohydrate metabolic process. The transcript has 11 exons. The record is from RefSeq and is a predicted model, not a curated record. Gene Ontology annotation, molecular function: beta-galactosidase activity. Lineage: Eukaryota; Fungi; Ascomycota; Leotiomycetes; Helotiales; Lachnaceae. Gene Ontology annotation, cellular component: vacuole.
AUGAAACUUUUCCGCGCUCUCACAGUGGCCGCCCUUGCGGUGCAGGCUGCAGCACUGUCAAUUGGAGGCAAAAACAUGAUAGUAGAGAGGGACAGUGAUGGAUUGCAGGAUCUAGUUACGUACGAUGAGCACUCAUUGCUGGUAUACGGCGAGCGAGUCUAUGUUUUCUCGGGCGAAUUUCACCCCUACCGAUUGCCGGUUCCAGAUCUUUGGCUCGAUGUCUUCCAGAAAAUCAAAGCUUUAGGAUUCAAUGCCGUAUCAUUCUACGUACAUUGGGCCUUGCUAGAGGGCAAGCCAGGAGAAUAUUCAGCAGAAGGGGUUUUUGCUUUUGAACCAUUCUUCGAUGCUGCGAAACAAGCCGGAAUUUACCUCAUUGCUCGUCCAGGUCCUUAUAUCAAUGCCGAAUCAAGUGGCGGUGGAUUUCCUGGAUGGCUUCAACGUAUUUCAGGUCAACUUCGAACUCGUGCGCCAGACUUCCUCGCUGCCACUGAUAACUAUAUGGCAAACAUUGGGGCAGCAAUUGCCAAGGCCCAAAUCACAAACGGGGGACCCGUUAUACUCGUUCAGCCAGAAAACGAGUACACUGGAUCUGACGGACCGGUGACAGGAGGUUUUCCGGACCCAGUAUAUUUUGCGUACGUUAAAAAGCAAAUUCGAGAUGCUGGGAUCGUUGUGCCACUGAUUAGCAAUGACGCUUCACCCAAGGGAAUAUUUGCUCCGGGAUCCGUGUGGCAAGGAUCAACGGAAGGAGAUGUUGAUAUUUAUGGACACGAUUCAUACCCUCUAGGGUUUGAUUGCGCCCAUCCUUACACCUGGCCCGCGGGGUCCAUACCUACGACUUUCCAUACGACCCAUGAGCAAGAAAGUCCAUCAACCUUCUAUUCCCUUGACGAGUUUCAGGGGGGUUCUUUUGACCCGUGGGGCGGUCUUGGAUUUGCACAAUGUUCUGUGCUUUUGAACAUGGAGUUUCAGCGAGUCUUUUAUAAGAACAACUUUGCUUCAGGUGCUACUUUAUUGAAUCUUUAUAUGAUUUAUGGUGGAACAAACUGGGGCAAUCUAGGUCAUCCAGGUGGUUACACCAGUUACGAUUAUGGAUCAAGCAUCGCCGAGAAUCGCGAGAUAUACCGUGAGAAAUACAGCGAAUUAAAGCUUGAAGCCAACUUUCUCAAGGUUUCACCCGCAUUGCUCACAGCAUCCGUCGGCACUGGUACCAAUGGGACGUAUACAGACUCCUCUGAUAUGUUUACUACUCCAUUGUUAGGUAAUGGAACCGCAACAAACUUUUACGUGGUCAGACAUUCAGACUACCAGCAAACGACCUCAUCGACUUACAAGCUAAAUCUGAAUACUAGCCAAGGGCUUUUGUCCAUCCCCCAACUUAACGGCAGCUUGACUCUGAGUGGCAGAGACUCCAAGUUCCAUGUCACUGAUUACGAUCUUGGUGGAACUGCUCUGCUUUAUUCAACUGCCGAGAUUUUCACUUGGAAGAAGUUCAACAAGCAAACCGUUCUAGUCGUCUACGGUGGCUCUGGAGAACAACAUGAGUUGUCCGUCGUCACAUCAAGUCUAGCAAAGCAAGUUGAAGGCACUGGAGUUACAACCAAGAGUACAAAUGCUACCACGAUACUCAACUGGCAGACGUCGUCUGAUCGGCAAGUUGUACAAGUUGGUGAUCUUCUGGUGUAUAUCUUAGACCGGAACUCGGCAUACAACUACUGGGUCCCUGACUUUGUCCGAACUGAUGCAUGGGGAGCUUAUACCGCAAAUAUUGGAAACACAACGUCAAUUAUCGUGGAAGCUGGAUAUCUAGUUCGAUCCGUUUAUAUCGAAGGAACCGCUCUUCAUAUUGAUGGUGACAUCAACGCUACAGUUCCAAUCAAGGUCAUUGGAGCACCAGCCAACACCAAGGAUCUUCAUUUCAACAGUGUGAAGUUGGAUUUCACUACCGACCCAGUCACAGGAGAAUGGACAUCACAACUCAAAUAUGCAGAGCCAAAAAUCGAUAUUCCCGACCUUUCAUCCCUCGACUGGAAAUACCUUGACGACCUCCCGGAAAUAAAAUCCACCUACGAUGACUCGGCCUGGACAGUUGCUGAUCACAACUCAACCAAUAAUCCAAACACUUUGAAAACGCCCACUUCUCUCUAUAGCAGCGACUACGGAUACAGUACCGGGGUUUUGAUCUACAGAGGCCACUUCGUGGCUACAGGUAAUGAAACCAAACUCGACAUUAGUACCCAGGGAGGAAGUGCUUUCGGCUCAUCCGUCUGGAUAAAUUCAACAUACAUCGGUUCAUGGGCUGGAAUUGACGCUGCAUCAGCCAACAACGCCACCUACACACUUCCCAACCUCUCCGCCGGAAAGCCCUACAUCUUCACCGUUGUGGUCGAUAACCAAGGCCUAGACGAAAACUGGGUAGUAGGACCCGAUGAAAUGAAACUUCCCCGCGGCAUCCUCAAUUACGCACUCAGCGGCCACGCACAAUCGGAUAUCAGCUGGAAGCUUACCGGAAACCUCGGCGGCGAAGAUUUCAUCGACAAAGCACGAGGACCUUUGAAUGAGGGCGGGUUGUAUGCCGAACGCCAGGGCUUCACGCAGCCUUACCCACCAAAUCAUAAUUGGGUUGCUGGAGCUCCGGAGACGGGAAUCAAGAGUGCUGGUGUUGCUUUCUAUCAAGCGGACUUCAGGCUGGAUUUACCGAGGAACUAUGAUAUCCCACUGUUCUUUAACUUUGGCAAUACGACCCUCAACGGGAGCGUGGCGGAUUAUAGAGCGCAGUUGUGGGUUAAUGGUUGGCAGUUUGGGAAAUAUGUCAAUAAUAUUGGACCACAGUCUUCAUUCCCGGUUCCGCAAGGUAUUCUGGAUUACCAUGGGCAAAACUGGCUUGCGAUUGAGCUUUGGGCUCAACAAGCUUCAGGGGCCCAAUUGACAAACUUCACUUUAGAAGCUGGUACGCCAGUUUGGACCUCAAUAAAAGAGCCAGAGACGGCUCCCAGGCCGAGCUACAGUAAGAGGGAGGGCGCUUACUGA